AUGCAAUAUACCAAAGAAAAUGCUUUGAAAAAUGUAAACAUAUAAAAUCCCUUAACAAAAAACAGUCUAGCAUAAAAGCUUUUGUAAUGGAAUAGCUUGCCAUUAAUCAAUUUUGAACCUACUAAAUUAGAUAUAUAUUUUGGAGUUUUCUUACAUUAAAUUAUAAAAUCCUCUUAAAAUUUAUAGUUAAAAAUUCUGUACUAAGAUAUUAUGAAUAAAAUUCAAUUUGAGAUUAACAAUAAAUAACACCUGUAUGCUGAGCUUUGUAGGAAGAUAACGAACAAAGACACCCUAUACCCUUUCCCCGAUUAAUUUGACUUUAAAACCUUUGAUUAAUCAAUUUAAGAAAGCUUGGAAAUUGAAAUCUGUAAUCUUCAAUUUUGGCAGAAUAAAUUAUAUCAAAGUACUAAACUCUAAAGCAAAGAACCUUUAUAAUUUAAAAUUUUAUUCUAUCAAUUUAGUAUUGAUAAUAAUGUGAAACAACUUCUCAUAUUUUCAACUAACAAAAAUUUUCAACCAAGGUUGUAAUCAUUUCCAAUUGUAUCACAAUUUUAUUAUCCAAAUACAACUAGAGCCACUUAUAUAAAUCCUGGCGAGUAAUCAAAUCAAAAUGAUAUUCGGUAAACAAAUCAGUAUACUAACAAUAUUUCAUUUAAAUAGCAAAUUCUACCAAAGGGUUUUUUUCCUUUACCAUAACAAACCUUUAAUUAAAGCAAAUUCAAUAGCUGUGCUUCUGCCAAGGGUCCUUAAGAAUUUUAAUUCAAUAAUCCAAAUUAAAUUAACCCUAAUUUUCAAUUUCCUACUCCUAAUGGAUUUUAAACAUCAGCUUAGAUAUAAGGGGAUAAUAGGAAUUAGUAAAACAAUAAUUUUGUUUCUUAAUAUCCUUAUUAAAGGACAGAAUAUUAACAAUAAAAUAUUUAGUUUAAUCUUGCUAACUAGCAAUCAAGUGCUAAUGAUGAUACUGAUGUGUUUCGCACAGAAUAAAUAGCUACAAAAGAAUCAGUUGUAACCAAUCCGAAACCAUAAAAUGAAGGGAGAAUACUAACCAAAAUGAUUUAGAAAGAAGGAGAGAAAUCUGAGUGUUCAGUAUGUUAUGAAAAUUAUUAUUAAAAACCUGAUGAAGCAAUUAUGACCCCUUGCUGCAAUAAAAUGGCUCAUAAGCCAUGUAUGUUAAAUAUGUUAAAUGAUAACGCUAAAUAAUAGAUGAAUUUAGAAACAAUUAGAUGCUAUUUAUGCGAAAAGUUACUAAAGGAGUACUAAGAGUUUCUAAGAAGUAAUAUUCCUAAGUAACUUAUUUUUAACAUAAAACUCAGAGAAGUUUUGGCAAAAGUUACUUCAAAAUGCUGUAAAUGUAACUCACCGAUACAAGCAAGCACAGAAUAUAAAUAGGUGUAAAUUUAAUGCUUGAAAUGUAAUACUAUACUUUGCCGUUAUUGCUAUUAAGAAUAUCACGGAGAAAAUCAAGCAAAUUAGUCAUGUCCAAAUCUGUUAAAAGAGAUUUUAAAAGCAAUCGAUGGUAUGCCAGUUCUAGUUUGUCCAUUUUGUGGUACAAUGCAAACAAAAGAUGAGAAAUGUAAUCAUGUGAAAUGCCACGUUUGCUAGAAAGAUUUAUGCUCAGCAUGUUCUGUUGAUAGAUCUCCAAUAAUGGAUCAUGGCAAUCAUUAUCACAGGGUGGGUUGUCCUGACUAUUAACCAUGGAUAUAAAAUGGCAAAGUGAUGACAGAACCUAAACUCGAGAAAAGAAGCUGUCAAAAAUGUAGAGAAACAGGUUAAGCAUGUCAAUUCCCUAUAAGUUUGGAAGAAUACAAAUAAUUAAAAUAGUUUUGA
Molecule: messenger RNA, 1827 nt
Organism: Paramecium tetraurelia
Lineage: Eukaryota; Ciliophora; Oligohymenophorea; Peniculida; Parameciidae
Exons: 2
Biological process (GO): protein linear polyubiquitination; proteasome-mediated ubiquitin-dependent protein catabolic process
Cellular component (GO): ubiquitin ligase complex
Molecular function (GO): ubiquitin-protein transferase activity; ubiquitin binding
Source: RefSeq, a predicted model, not a curated record